This is a messenger RNA of Papaver somniferum (opium poppy), 1215 nucleotides long. Its product is annotated as zinc finger BED domain-containing protein RICESLEEPER 2-like. Lineage: Eukaryota; Viridiplantae; Streptophyta; Magnoliopsida; Ranunculales; Papaveraceae. The record is from RefSeq and is a predicted model, not a curated record. Bases 1 to 1215 code for a protein of 404 amino acids. Gene Ontology annotation, molecular function: DNA binding. The transcript has 6 exons.
AUGACACUUUCUGAAUUGCGAAAGCAUUUGAAUAGAUGUAUGAAGAAUCCUAAUAGGAAAAAGAAAAGGGACAACCUCUCUGUUGAUGCCACCCCCAAAACCAGAAGAGAAUACUCAUGUUUUGUCAAGUUUGAAGGUCACACAGGUAUUGCAAUCGGUGAGAAGUUGGUGGAUUGUUUGGAAGAUUGGUGUCUAAAAGAUAUAUUUGGUGUCACUCUAACAAUGCCAGCCAACACAGUAGCUAUGGAUCAUCUGAAGCAAGUUGUUACUAGAUGGACAAGAUCACCAAUCAGAGCUAAAUAUUUACAUGUGAGGUGUUCAGCCCAUGUUCUUGCUCUUGUCAUAAAAUAUGCAGUACGACUCUUUAAUGAAUCUGUUAAAAGGAUAAGGUCAGUGGUAAAAUAUGUUCUUGGUUCUCCUUCUAGGUAUGAAAAGUUUAAACAAUGUGCUUCCCUAGCAAAGGUAGAUUACAAGAAAGCACUGAAUUUAGAUGUAUACACUAGAUGGAAUAUAACUUACUUGAUGUUAGAAGAUGCUCAAAGAUAUGAAAAAGUUUUUGCAAUGUUAGCACAGAUUGAUAAGGACUUUCAAGAGAGGUUUAUUUUUGAGCAAGACAAGGACUCUGUUUUACCAAGUGAUGCUGAUAUUGAGGAAGCUAUAGCUAGUGAUGACAUCUUGGAAGAAGUGGUUGAGGAUACGGAAGAAGAUGAAGAGGUAUUCUUCGAUGCAACUGUCAAUUUUUCUGCUUCUACACAAGUCACUACUCAUUCUUUCUUAUGGGAGUUGGUAUUCAUCCAUGAACAAUUAAUUGAAUUUAGAGAAAAUGUAGCAUCAGAUCCAUUUAUUGCACGUAUGUCUCGUCUUAUGUUUGCCAAGUACAAUAAGUAUUGGGGUGUGUACGAGAAAAUGAAUCCUGUUAUGUUUUUUGCUCAAUUGUUGGAUCCAAGAGAGAAACUAAAGGGGCUAGAAUUUACUCUUAACUGUUUGUUUGAGAACAAUUUGUGGGAGGUUCAAAGAAUCAUGAGAAAGGUGAAAUUAGAAUUUCAGGAACUCUUUGAUGAUUAUAGUUCAGUGUAUUCAACUCAUGAGGAAGGGUCAUCUAGUGUUGCUUCGGCUAAUGCAAACAGGAUAGGAUUGGAAAUUGCAAGUGCAGGCUUUGCAACCAUCAUUUUCGUUUGCAAUGAUCACAUUUCAUUUCUUGUCGACUUGCCGUAG